AUGUCGUCUCUGCUCACUCCUAGAUCUCAUCUUUCCAUUUUUCUUCUCCUCCUUGUUUUCAUUCUUCCUCACACAGCAACAACAGCUCAGGAAUCUUCCCUUGUUGAGAUUCUCCGCAACCAUGGCCUCCCAGCAGGGCUCUUCCCUCAGAGUGUGAAAUCAUUCGAAUUAGACCAAAUGGGUCGUUUAGAAGUACACUUAGAUCGUCCUUGUUUGGCUCAGUAUGAAACAACAGUGUUCUUCGAUAGUGUUGUUAAAGCCAACCUUAGUUUCGGACAGCUUAAGGUUUUGGAGGGUAUGUCUCGUGAGGAGCUUUUCCUAUGGCUACCAGUUAAAGAUAUCAUUGUCACCGAUCAAACUUCUGGACUAAUUCUCAUUGAUAUUGGUUUUGCCUAUAAACGACUCUCUUUCUCUCGUUUUGAUGAACCCCCAAUUUGUAGAUCUCAUCAAGGUCUGUUUUUUCGUAUGGUUGGAAGGAAGGGUUUUGGAUUUGGAGAUAAGAGAUGA
Molecule: messenger RNA, 507 nt
Organism: Vicia faba (fava bean)
Lineage: Eukaryota; Viridiplantae; Streptophyta; Magnoliopsida; Fabales; Fabaceae
Source: the annotation of a GenBank genome assembly